Molecule: messenger RNA, 351 nt
Organism: Brenthis ino (lesser marbled fritillary)
Lineage: Eukaryota; Metazoa; Arthropoda; Insecta; Lepidoptera; Nymphalidae
Source: the annotation of a GenBank genome assembly
AUGCCUGAAGCAUCUGUACUGCCAAAAAAAUUCUCCGAGGGUCCUCACGGUUUAGGAGACCCUAAUGACAAGAGUCUCAGGAAAGUUGAAGUUGAAGUUGUCAUUCCUAAACUGAUAAGAGAAAAAGCCAAAACUGAAAAAUGUGUUCAAGAAGUUGCAAAAUUUAAUGAAUGUUGCAAAGAGUCUUCUAUACUUAUGGUUUUUAAAUGCAGAGACGAGAAUUCUACUAUGAAAUCAUGCCUAGCAGAGUGGUAUCGUAAUGAAGAAUUUAAACAAAUUUGCACUGAAGAAUAUUUAAAAGAAAGAAGUGAAUACAGAAGAACAGGAAUUAAAAAACCAAUGAAAAGAGCA